Messenger RNA from Sabethes cyaneus, 1445 nucleotides. RefSeq names its product nuclear transcription factor Y subunit gamma (gene Nf-YC). NCBI's taxonomy places the organism in Eukaryota, Metazoa, Arthropoda, Insecta, Diptera, Culicidae. The record is from RefSeq and is a predicted model, not a curated record. Gene Ontology annotation, molecular function: protein heterodimerization activity; DNA-binding transcription activator activity, RNA polymerase II-specific; DNA binding. The transcript is spliced from 3 exons. Gene Ontology annotation, biological process: regulation of DNA-templated transcription. Bases 288 to 1412 code for a protein of 374 amino acids. Gene Ontology annotation, cellular component: nucleus; CCAAT-binding factor complex.
CGCAUCGAAACGUCCGCCAGCCGCCGAUGAUUUGGAGCAACCCGCCGUGCCCGUCACUGUGCGAUAAUAUUCAGUGUGUGACGCGUUUUGUUUUUUUGCGAAUCGAAGCAAACUGUGCAAAUUAGUGAAUAUUCGAAAAAGUGUGUGUACGCGUCGCUUUGCAGCGACAGAGCAGAAGAAAGAGUCCGAUUUCAUUCAGCUGUGUGUGAUUGUGAAUAAGUUUCAUUUCCGUCGACAGUAACAGGACCGUGCAAGAGGAUAACACCAAAUUACUCUUACAGGAAAAAAUGGCAGACGGCUCCGCCGCCGGACAAGGCUCGCUCGGGGCCAAAUCGAGCGACGCCCAGCGCAGUAUCGACGAAUUUUGGCCAGAGCAAAUGCAGGAAAUGCAACGCGUUAAGCACGUCGAACCGGGCAACCAAGUGUUGCCACUGGCACGAAUCAAGAAAAUUAUGAAACUAGACGAGGACGUAAAAAUGAUUUCCGCCGAAGCACCACUUCUGUUCGCCAAAGCGGCGGAGAUGUUCAUCCAGGAGCUAACUCUGCGAGCCUGGCUACAUACGGAGGACAACAAACGCCGUACGCUGCAGCGAAGCGACAUCGCGAUGGCCAUUGCCAAGUACGAUCAGUUCGAUUUUCUGAUCGACAUCGUGCCGAGGGAGGAAAUUAAACCCGCUCGGCGGGAUAUCGGUGGUGAAACCAGGCAGGUAGUUUCGACGGAUGAAGUGCAGUACUAUCUGCAGCUGGCGCAGCAGCAUCAGCAAGCUUUGCAGGGCAGUAGUGGUGGUAGCAGCAGCGGCAGCGCUGCUGCCGGAAGUACAAGCGCUUCCAGCGCAAAUAUUAUUCAAGUGCAGGCUGCGCCUACUGUGGCGCAGGUUAAAAUUCAACAACCACAGAUCCAGACGAUGCAAGCCACCCCUCAGAUCGCAACCAUCACAGCUCCUAGUCCGAACAUAAUUCUGACGAACCCGGCGACGGGUCAGGCAACGCUACACGCAGCUGCCCCAACAGCGACCAUCAAUCCCGCUCAACUCGCUCAAGGCCAACCCCUUCAACUGGUGCAGCAAGUGCUGACACCAUCCGGAGAAAUCACUCACAUCCCCAUCCCCCUGACGCCAAACCAGCUGAACUUCAUUCGAUCGCAGAUCCAGUUGACCGGUCCCGCUGGCACCGCCACUGCCGUUCCGACGGCGACGUCCACCGCCGGUCAGCCGAUUAUCAUCCAAGCACCACAGCUGCAAGCCGCCCCGACCAUCAUCCAAACGGCACCGGCCGGGGUGUUCCUAAAUGCGGCACAGCUUCAACAGCUGCAGCAGCAGCAGCAGCAGCAACAGCAACACCACAUCAUCCAACAGCAGCCACAACAACAGCAACACCAACAGCAGCAACAGCAACACCAACAGUACGAGUAGAAGCUUUUAUUUUUUGUUCUAAUUUUGUGUAAA